AGUGUCAGCGCCAGACGUCCGCAUCCGCUGCAGCUAAAGACGCGGGUCCUCAGUGGUAUGGACGCCGGAGGAAAGCACUGACCAUCCAGGAACCAUGCCGACUGUCCUCGGCGGCAGAGAGAAACUUUCCAUCGUCUGUUUUCUGCUCCGAUGCGCGUAUUCUCAGGUAACAGGAAGCCAACGCAACAGCUGUGCCAAAGAUAUUCUGGAGGACAUGACUCAGUCGUGGCCGUCCCAGCAAGCCUUAGGGGGUGAGCAGGCCCAACAUAUCCUCUACAACCCAAAGGACGUGAAACAAUCGACACAGCAAAGGCAAAGUCGGGGGGAUGUUCAGCUGCGAAUGACCCGUAACCCUCGUGUGGCACCUCACAAAUCCAUGCUCGCUGAUGACCUGAAGCUGAGCAGUGACGACGAUGACACUCAGAGGGCCCCUCACGAGUCAGCGCCCUGGGACAGACACAGCCUGUCAGCACAGCGAGCGCACACACAUGGCAGGAGGGUGAGACAUUCCAGCUCAGACUCCUCGGGCUCAGACUCCACCGUCGGGUCGGGCAGCAGCAGCAUUCGUUCCCGCAGCCCGAGCCCAGACGUUCACCCAGACCCUGGGUCGCCGGCGAACGUGCAGCCGCUGUGCAACCACAAGGAGACUAAUCACCCCGCUGCGGCGCAGUGGCAGUUGGACAAAUGGCUGAAGAAGUCCCACAAAAAAUCUGCCAGCAGUGAACAGGAUCCAUCUCAGAGCGCUAGGAGACGCUUGCCCUCUCCCCACACCCAGCGCGCCCCAUCCCCAGCCAGGUCCUGGGACAGCAAUCAGGAAUACAGCCCCAGUCAAAGCCCUAUUCCAAGCCCACAGUUCAAUUACAGCCACAACAACACCCCUCUUCCCAGCCCUGGUUACAGCUACUGUCCGAGCCCCAGCCCCUUUACAAGCACCUGCCCCAGCCCCAGCCCAAGGCACAUCUCCAUCCCCAGUCCAGCUCUGAGUGUUUGCCUCAGUCCGUGUGGGAGCCCAAGGGGCAGCCGCAGCCCGAGCCCCCUUCCUACACAUCCUCCAAGAAGCCCAAGUCCCAGCUUACCAUCUCCUUCAAGGCUUCGUCACUACCCUGAGAUUCAAACACAAACUGUCCAAACAACCAAUCCCCACAGGACAAAAGUUAGGUCAUGGAUCCCCCCGUUGCCUAACACAGACACCAAGAACAAGCCCACGAAUGGUUCUCACCCUCAGGCGACUCAUCAGCACCAGCCCAGAGCUCGACCAACACAAGAGCAAAGCAAAUCCAAGGCCUCUGCUUCUGUUUUAAACUCUGGCCUGAAUCACAGCCAGAAAUCUAGACCCAAGUCUAACUUUCAUCCUAAUUCUAAAGCGCUGUCAGAGGCUCCCAAAGCCAAACACAAAUUGCAUUUUGAACAAAUCCAGGGCAGCAGGUCCAACCACAGCUCUGACAACAAGCCCAGGCCUCUGUUUCAACGCGGCUCACAACUUAACCCCACUAGAGCAAAGCACUUAGCUCCUGCUAGUCGUGAAACCAACGCUGGUCACGCUUCUCACUUGCAAUCUACCUCUAAAGCUGCUGCUAAUUCUGCCAGUGGGUCGAACUCGAGUGCUAGUUCGAGUCUUAAACCAAGGACCAAGCCGUCGGAGGCCUCAGUGCAGACUCCUGUGCAUGUGAAUCAUACUAAAGCAUCAAAGAAGAAACCCCAGACCAAAGAACAGGAGGUGGACCACAGACGAGAUCAUCCGACAGAGGGGAGAAAACACGAGAGGAAAGAGGACAGACAUCGGGAAAAACCGAAAGGUAAAGAGGAGAGGAAGGAAGACAGGAGGCUGGCGGAAGAGCAGCUGCUAAGACGUCCCUGGAUCCAGAGUUCAGCAGAAGAAGAAGAGGAGGAGGAAGAGGAGGAAGGAGUGAUAGAAAGGCAGAGGAGAAGAGAGGAGACAGCAAAAGGGGAGAACAGGAGGAAGGAGCAGCAACAUCGACGUGAUUGGCAAACCAGAACAAGACUGCCCACUGAUGCCAAGCGACACCAACCUAAGGACGACUCAUACCACCAGGGGGCAACGAAAAGGGGGGGGAGAGCUGAGGAGGAGAGAGAGUUACAACUGGAACUUUCACCUCCUCCAUCACGUUGCCCGACACCUCAUCGACCGUCCUCCUCAUCCUCUUCCUCGCAUUCAGAUUCAGAAUCUGAACGUAUUAUCGCCAAGGUUCCAGCCGACUCCACCUCCCACAAGAGACUCACCAAGAGAGGGCAACAAGGCCCAGGCAGGCCUGAAGCCAACAGGCCCAAGGCAGCGCCCCCCAGAGGAGCCACUGCUCAUCCAAGCGAGGGGCAGCAGGGUGAGAACAGGCAAAAACUCUACACCCUAGUCCCGUUUGGGCGAGGGGAACAGGCUGCAGCUUCUUCCCAGCGAGGGCUCAGAAACCUGGUGGUGCAGAUCGACCUCUGUCUUCUCAAACGAGUCCCGGACAGCACGAGUGGUCCCGCUGUUAAAAAACUCUCUUCCUCUCCCUCCUCCUCCUCGUCAACCAGGGACAAGCAAAGAGACAGCAUGAAACACCUGUACACACCUGAGACUGUGACAAAAGACGGAAAAAGGAAACGCAAGCUGGAGAACGGUGUGUCACAGAGAGAAAGCAAGAGGAGUCUUCCCCAUGCAGGAGACGGCCUCUCGGAUCGCACAGAGCCGUCAGCUCACACAGCUGGGCCCGACUUUGUGACAGAGACCACACACAACGGGUUCUUGGAGGAGUACUUAGACAGCAAGAGGCCACUGUCUCCGCUGUCUCCACUGUCUCCACUGUCUCCACUGUCCAACAGCCCAAAGUCCACCAAACCUCCCAAAACCAAGACUUCAGAGCAGCAUCACAGCCACAAGAACAGAGACAAGACCAAAGAUUCUGCUGUGAAGCCCAAGAUGGAGGUGGAAUGUGUUAAAGUGUCCAGACAGACCCAGCCCCCGUCUGAGUGCUGGGGCCCUGCAGGACACCAGGGGACUGUGAAUAAAUAUGAAACUCCACACCAUGCAGAGUACUACUUACAUGAAGCUAAAAGGAUGAAGCAUCGAGCCGACGCAAUGGUGGACAAGCUGGGGAAAGCUGUGAACUACGUGGAUGCUGCUCUCUCCUUCAUGGAGUGUGGGAAAGCCAUGGAGGAAGGACCGCUGGAGGCUAAAUCUCCGUAUACCAUGUACUCAGAGACAGUGGAGCUCAUCAGAUAUGCAAUGAGGUUGAAGAGCCACUCUGGCCCUGGGGCGAGACAGGAAGACAAACAGCUGGCAGUUCUGUGUUUCCGAUGCCUUGCCCUACUUUACUGGCAGAUGUUUCGGUUAAAGAAGGACCACGCUCUGAAAUACUCCAAAGUACUGCUCGACUAUUUUAAGGGUUCUCCCAAAGUCCCUUCUACACCACCCUGCUGGAAUGAAUCUGGGAAGGAUGCAGGAGGAGCCCCUCUGUCGCUCUCGCCCAACGCCAAACACCCUGCAGGGAGUUCACAUGGGGGCAGCAACUCCCCCUCCUUCAUAAGCAUUCCCCAGCGUAUCCACCAGAUGGCAGCAAAUCACCUAAACAUCACCAACAGUGUGCUGUACAGCUACGAGUACUGGGAGGUGGCCGACAACCUCGCUAAGGAGAACAAAGGUAAAAUUUGA
This is a messenger RNA of Paralichthys olivaceus (Japanese flounder), 3649 nucleotides long. The record is from RefSeq and is a predicted model, not a curated record. Lineage: Eukaryota; Metazoa; Chordata; Actinopteri; Pleuronectiformes; Paralichthyidae.